AUGGUGCUUGUCUUUCUAUUAGUAAUUUUUAGUAUUGAAACUCAAGGAACAGUCGAAAAUUGUGUUAAUGAAUUUACGACGGGGAGAUGCAUAGAAUGCGAGCAGGGAUAUUCCCUCUCAGUGGUUAACAACCCGAAUGGUGGUGUACCACUCAUUAAUUGCUCUCCGUCGAACAGUACUGCCCACUGCGAGACUGAAGAGAGCGGCGUGUGUAAGAAGUGUGCAGAUCGAUAUUACUUGAAUAACAACAAUUGUCUUGAGUGUCCAUCGAACUGCUUGUUGUGUGAUCAAAGGUACUGCUUCAAGUGCAGUGCGUCGUACUACUUAUCGAUUGAUCAAAAGUAUUGCACACAAUGUACCGGGACCAACGCGAGUCAGUGCGGACAAUGCGACAAUGCGAAGUACUUUUCUAUGGAAGAAAAGAAGUGCAAAGGAUGUUCCGACAACUGCGCGAUGUGCACGGGAAGCGACAACUGUUUCCAGUGCACAAAUAAGUACUAUUUGAAUGGCACAUAUAACUGCCUCCUCAUCGAAAAUUGCGACCAAAACUAUAUCAAGCCGGACCAUUGCGAGAAGUGCAAGUCGGGGUAUCGUCUUGAGAUGGGGCAUUGCGUUCUAUGCACCACACAAAACUGUUCUGAGUGCUACUUGACCACAUUAAACAAUGAAAAGUGUAGGAGGUGUAAACCAAAUACCAUUCUUACUAAUGAAGGAGUCUGUAAAACAGCUGAUGAACUCCGUUGCAAAGAUGGAAGUGAGACGUAUGGAUGUCAGAGAUGUGUUGAUGGAUACUACUUAGACUCUCAAAUGUUGUGUACACAUUGCGACGAGAUAUGUGGGACAUGUAUCACUACCAAGACGAAUUGCUUGACUUGUAACACCAAAUAUUACUUCUCCAAUGGCACGUGUAUACCAGUUGAUCCAAAUUGUAAGAAAUACGACCAAAGUGGGUGUAAAGAGUGUAACAACGUGUUAAUCUCCACGGGCUAUUUUGUCGAUUCCACAACAAAAGAGUGUAUCCUCUGCAACGAGAAUUGUUCGCUCUGUGAAGGUGAAAAGGGACACUGCACGGCUUGUCUCCCAGGAUACUUAUUAACACCCGAUGUGAACAAUAAGUACUAUACAUGCGAGAAACAGGGCGACUCAUGUAAGAACUCAUCGAUGGGGUUCUGCACACAAUGUGCGGAGUCGUACUUUAUAGGCCUUGGGAUGCAGUGUAUUAAGUGCAAUACAAGUUGUGCGAGUUGUGAGUCUGAAACGGCGUGUUUGUCGUGUGCGUAUGAGUACUACCGAGGCUCUGAAGGCAAUUUGUGUUCGCCGUAUAGUGAAAUUAACAUGACGUGUGACGCGACCCCGACGGGAUGUGCCGGGAAGUGUAAGCCGGGGUUCUUUGCGCAGAACAGUUCACAAAUCAAUUGCACUGCAUGUGACCCGAAUUUACUCUGUAAGGAGUGUACGUACAAUGCUGAUAUAGGGAGUGAGCAGUGUAAGACAUGUAUGAAUGAGUCGUAUUAUGUGAAGGAUUCGUCGUGUGUGAGUUGUUCAAAGAUCUCCCAUUGUUUAAAGUGUAACAAAGAUGGAUGUGCGGAGUGUGAAGAUGGUUAUAAACCUGACCAAGACAGUUGUAACAAAGAUAACAACACCUUAAUCAUUUCAAUUAGUAUUGUAGUAGGGUUUGUCGUGUUACUGUUGUUGGUGAUCUUUGUCGCACUCAUCUCGUGGCGAAUUAUGCGACAAAAGAGCUCCGGGAAGAACGCUAAGCCGUUCAAAGUGACGAACGACUUGGAGCUUUCAUUGUUGGCUGCGGAUAAUAAGAACUUCCCAUUGAAGAUGAAGACGUGGGAGUUGAAUUUUGGCCUUGACAAGACAAAGGCGGUUGUCGAUGAGAGUUAUACGGAGACGAUUCAAAUCGCUAAUAUAACGAAGAAGACGUACUUCUUCGAGGUCCUUGCAACACCUUCACAUAGAUAUUCCCUCGAUAUCGAACCGCCACGAUACACCCUGAAAUCGAAUGAGGCGAUCACUAUAGAAUUUCGUAUUAAAAUGUUGUGUACGUCUGCCGUGAGUGACGACAUCGGGAUCAUCGCAAUGGACAUCGAAGGACAAAACAAGGAGACUGCCAAAGUCUCGUUGCUCAUUGAAAGUGAUUUGUCGCUGAAGUUGGACCACACCGAGUUGAUCCAACAACUUCCUCCAAUAGGGGAGGGUGGCUUUGGUAUAGUUUUUCGAGGGACGUAUAGAGGGCGUGAUGUUGCUAUUAAGAAGAUGAAGUCGCGGAACAUGACGGAGGAGCAAGAGAAGGAGUUCAAUCAUGAAGUCUCGAUGUUGAAGCAGUUGCGCCAUCAAUGUGUAGUUGAGUUCAUAGGUGCGGUGUAUACUGAGGGGGAGAUAUCUAUUGUGUCUGAAUUUGCUGAGUAUGGUGCGUUGAGUAAAAUAUGGGCGAAGAAUGCAGUUUCGUAUGAUCUUAAAGUGAAGGUAUUAGAUGACUUAGCAGUCGCUUUACAAUUCUUGCAUAACAACCAAAUCAUCCACCGAGACGUGAAGGGUGAAAAUGUCCUCAUCUUUUCACUAAACCCACAUUCCGCUGUUUGUGGAAAACUCACUGAUUUCGGGACUUGUCGAAACAUUUCAGACAGAAGUGUUUUGAAUAAAGACCUGACUCAAGGAAUUGGAACACCCACAUACAUGAGUCCAGAAUGUUUGAGCAACCAGAAAUAUAGUUACCCCGUUGACGUGUAUGCCUUUGGAAUUACUAUGUAUGAAACAUUCAUCGAAGGAGGCGCUUACACGGACGAAAAGGUGUUCGACCAACCCUGGAAGAUCCCACAAUUUGUGUCCUCCGGAAAAAGACUCGAACGACCAGACAAGAUGAACGACCAGUUCUGGGAACUCACCACGUCGUGCUGGGACCAAGACCCCGAGACACGACCAACAUUCACAGAUAUUCUGAAGACAGUCGAGGGAUGGAACUUAGACAUCAAGUACGCGCUUUUGCUCGAAAGCGACUCUCCAGAGUCGAGGACAAAUGUCGCAACAAGUAUUGUGAAGGACUAA
Messenger RNA from Entamoeba invadens IP1, 3054 nucleotides. Its product is annotated as serine-threonine protein kinase, putative. The transcript is spliced from 2 exons. Gene Ontology annotation, molecular function: protein kinase activity; ATP binding. Bases 1 to 3054 code for a protein of 1017 amino acids. Gene Ontology annotation, biological process: protein phosphorylation. Lineage: Eukaryota; Evosea; Mastigamoebida; Endamoebidae. The record is from RefSeq and is a predicted model, not a curated record.